AUGGGACAGUCCUCUUCUACACAACGUGAUCCAUCCAAUACCGGCUAUCGAGUACACUUUGCACCUUUCUCAAUACAGCGUGGCCCUAACACGAGGGAUGAAAACAUGAAUCAUAGACAGGCGGCUGAACACAACGGAGAGGGUGGUUUGCCACCCCGGCCAGACAUGGACAUACAUAAUAGGAGUGACCAAGAUAUGGCAUCCGACCGGCCAGGCCGAACCUCCGCUGGGGGCUCACAACCUAUGCGAAGUAUCGAAGAGGAGGGCGGGCCCGAAUAUGAGCUCCCACCCCGCGAAUACCGCACUGCAGCGUUUGCUCGAAUGGCAGCACGAAGACAAUCGACCAUGUCAAGGCUGGGCUCUAGGCUUCUUCCAAAUUCUGUCAUUCGUGGACUUCUCAACAGUCAAGAAGAGACCCCGGCCGAGGGACAUGCACAUCGGCAUGGCCUAGUCUCUCCAAGAACCGAGACUGCUCAAACAUCCGGUCGGUUCAGUGCGUUCGAUUCAUUCGGCUCCAGAGGAAUAACUCGGCGCCGAUCUGCUCGCGCGCCAUAUUUCAUUCCACCCCGCCCGGAGUCUGCUGGGAUCCCAGAUGCACCAGCAACCCCGACAUACAUCGACUCUCCAUCUCAAAUACCUGACCCGACAAGAGCAUCCUGGCGUCGCAGUGUCAGGCUACAACGCAUGCGUCAUUCGAUUUCAUCUCCCAUUUCUCACAUGUUCGGCCAGCCACACUCAGAUUCGCGGCCGCACGAAAGCCCGGAAUACCCAAUGUCAGAUCCUUUAUUUGAUGAUAGGGCUAUGGACACGCGUCUGGACUUCGGCGAACCCCCUCAUGAAGUUGAUUCACUAGAACCAGCAAUCCAGGCUGAGAGGCCGGUAACUGAUUCGUCUUCUGCGCAGGCGAGUCCUGCUUUGAUGCGCCGAUUGCCUGGGAUCAUCCGAGCAAGAUCAUCCAGAGUCCUGCGACGAGAGGAGCAAACACCACUGUCAAGGGUACUUCAGCUCGCCGCAUCCGCAAUUGCAGCUCAGCUAUCCGGCACUGCCGGUCCUGCGUUGCCUAACAUCCAGGCAUUGGGCAAUGACGGCUUAGAUGGCUCUUUGGAGAAUUUCAUCCAGAGUUUGCAGCACGCAACUUCUGCGCAGGCUCAACCGCCUGCAGCAGACGGGUCGAGCAGUACUGCAAACGAAGGACCCUCGCAUCCCGUCAAUUUCUUGCGUGUGUUCCGAUUUGCCAAUUCAGAACCAUCCACAGGCGGCGCUGCAAGGCAGAGCGCGAGUGGUGUUGGCGACCGUGGGACCCAAACCGAUGGAAUGGACAUCGACGAGCCUGCUGAAGGCGCAGGGCGAACGGUUACACUGGUUGUCGUUGGAGUUCGAUCCGUCCUGGCUGGAAACGCAGGUCAUACCGAACAGCAACAGCCCGUAAGUCCGGGCCCAGGUCUAGAUGCUCUGCUCGGUCUGCCAUUUUUGCCACAUAAUACUAUCCCACGGCCUCAAGAUGCCACUGGUGAACCUACCCAACGGAGCGAUGGGCGAUCUAGAUUGACUCUUCCUCGGAACCCCACCGGAGCUACAGAACUUCCACCCCCGUCAGUUCCCAAUCACUUUAGAAGAAUGUCUGAUACCGGCCCCCGUGCUGCAUUCCCAUCCUAUCAUCCGUCUGGUUUCUCCGAAAGUCCCCCGGGCCCGCACCCGCCUCCGUCAACACCAGCCGAACAGGGGAUAUCUGCUUUGCCCUCCGGCACUUCGACUCCGAGCCGUAGACCAUCCUCCGCUUCAGCAAUUGCUCCUGAUAUUCUGCCCCAUCUACAUGAAGGCCAGGCAAUGCGACCGACGGCGGAGACUCUGGAUGAGCCUAUGACAUUCAAUACCGCUCGCCAGCGACGUCGAAGCGAUUCUGAGUAUGCUCGUCAUCGGGCCCUCGGCUCUGGUGCUGUUCGACGCAAUGGCAUGGUUGAACCCGAUCAACCCCCACCAAGUGGAGGUCGCAGUUGGUUAAUUUAUGUUGUUGGAACCAACCUUUCUGAAAACCACCCGGCUUUGACCACACCAAGUCUUUUCACCGAUAACCCAACCUACGAGGAUAUGAUCCUACUUUCAUCACUAUUAGGUCCAGCUAAGCCCCCUGUUGCCUCUCAGACCGAUAUCAACUCCGCCGGCGGAAUAUUCCAUCUUGUUGAGUAUGCAGGUUCAUUGGUCGCCGAAGCCGUCGAAGGCGCUGCCUCCAUUCAAAUCCAAGAGGGGGAGCGCUGUUUGAUAUGCUUGAGUGAUUAUGAGGUGGCGGAGGAAGUUCGAGAGCUGAAUAAAUGCAAACAUGUCUUCCACAAGGAUUGCAUAGACCAGUGGUUAACCACUGGGAGAAACUCUUGUCCUCUCUGCCGAGGUCAAGGCGUCAACGAAACCCCCAGCAACGACUCCAAUACCGACAACCCGGUACCCAGUCCUGCCCCUGCCCCGGCUCCAGAUGGCACAGCUGUCUGA
This is a messenger RNA of Penicillium psychrosexuale, 2484 nucleotides long. Its product is annotated as RING-H2 finger protein. Lineage: Eukaryota; Fungi; Ascomycota; Eurotiomycetes; Eurotiales; Aspergillaceae. The coding region runs from base 1 to 2484 and encodes 827 amino acids. Gene Ontology annotation, molecular function: ubiquitin protein ligase activity; zinc ion binding. The transcript is spliced from 3 exons. Gene Ontology annotation, biological process: protein ubiquitination. The record is from RefSeq and is a predicted model, not a curated record.